AUGCUGCUGGCGGCGGGCAUGGCUCUCAUCUCCGUUUUCACCCCUUGCUCCUUAAUCCUUUUCCUCCACCACACCCACACACCGCUGCAUCCCCACACCUACACCCUGCUUCCCCUCUCCCGCGCCCCUUCCUUAACCCACCGACACCACACCCCUAUCCCCAUCCCCAUGCAGACGUACACAGUGCCGCCAGAGGCGAACGUGAGUCAAGUGCUGGAGUGCGGUUACCAGUCGAGCACCGCGACGCUGUUUGGAAUCAUAGGAGGGUUUCUGCUGGCGGCGGGCAUGGCGCUCAUCUCCGUGCUGGGCGGCUGUGUGUGCUGUGUGACCAUCCAGUACGCGCACGGGCAGGCUCUUAAAGUCAGCAUUGUCUGCUACACUCUCGCAUGGAUAGCAUUCUUCCUAGCGGAGGUGUGUCUCAUGUCGGGCGGAUCUCUCAACAAUUACCACAAGGAGGUCACCAACUACCAAUAUGAUUAUCAGCUGCGCACGUGUUACCAGCUCAAGACGUCCACCUAUAUAGUGGGAGCGGUGAUGUCGAUACUGACGGUGGUGUUUGCAGUGCUGUACUACGGGCAAGCGCAGAAGUCCAAGUACGAGGCGUGGGUGGAGCAGGGCGCUCCCACCCCCCGCCUCUACUCCCUCGAAACCAUGAAGAGCUUUGUCAUUGCCGGCCCUGCUCGUGCCGGCCCUUUGAAAUCGGAAGAUGAUGAUGAGGACGAUGAUAUGGGGGAUGAGGAGGAGGAAGAGGAGUAUGAUGUGUUUGAGGAGGAAGAGGAGGAUGAGGAUGAUACACGGCCGCUCAACCCGCGUCGGCUUGAUGAUGACGACGAUGACGAUGAUCAUAAUCGCGCUCAUUGA
This is a messenger RNA of Closterium sp. Yama58-4, 861 nucleotides long. NCBI's taxonomy places the organism in Eukaryota, Viridiplantae, Streptophyta, Zygnematophyceae, Desmidiales, Closteriaceae. The record is from the annotation of a GenBank genome assembly.